Molecule: messenger RNA, 6430 nt
Organism: Castor canadensis (American beaver)
Lineage: Eukaryota; Metazoa; Chordata; Mammalia; Rodentia; Castoridae
Gene: Ripor1
Product: RHO family interacting cell polarization regulator 1
Cellular component (GO): cytoplasm
Source: RefSeq, a predicted model, not a curated record
CACUUUACCACUCAUGUACAUUCCCAGUCCCUGUAGCUAUUUAGUUAAAUCCAACUUUAUUCUGAAAUAUAAUAUAUAUAGAAAGUAGCCAAGCACAGCAGAGCCUAUAGUUCCAGCUGCUUGGGAAGCUGAAGAAGGAAGAGUGCCUGAGCCCUGGACUUUGACAUUAGCCUGAGCAACAUAGGGAGACCCCCAUCUCAGAAAAGAUGCAUGUAUAUAAAUAUAUGCAUAUCCAAGUGUACAGGUUGAUACGGUUUUUGUUUUUGUUUUUUUGCAAGGGAACACACCCAUAUAGGAUCAGGAAAUAGAAAACAGAGCAGGAAACAGAACGUUCCAGAACCUUGGGAGACCCUUGUGUGCCCUUCUAGUCACAACAGCCCAAAGAUAACCACUAACUAUUAGCCUGACUUCUGUCACCAUAGAUUUUUUUUUUUUUUUUUUUUGGUGCUGGGGUUUAAACUCAGGGCCUUGUGCUUUCUAGGCAGGCACUCUACCACUGGGGCACACCUCCAACCUGUAUCUUGCUUCUUCACUCAACAUUAUGUCUGUAAGAUUUAGCCAUAUCAUUGCACAUAGUUGUUUAAUUUUUCAUUCUUUUUCCUGUAUUAUAAUUCUGUUGUUUUUUGAUGGGUAUCUGGAGUUUCCAAGGUGGUUUUCACUUUUUAUGUAGGAGUGACUGGAGCUUGUUGGUGACUUGAUCAAGUCUGAAACACCCAUCUUCUACAAGAAGGGAGAGAGACUGGGGCCAUAUAGGAGGAUUUACCAGAUGGGAAGUGAGAGCCUGGCUGAGAUUGAGAAUUGUUCUGUGGUUCCAGUCAGACAGCUGUGCCAAGACCUCUGGCAGCUCCCUCCAGACUGUGUGCAGGUCCAGCAAGGAUAGGGAGUUGAGUUAUCAGACUGGUUUCUGCCAGGUAGGAGAGAGGUGCAAGGUGCUGAGGAUACUAGCAGUAGGCAGGUGAUGGAAGGGUGGCUGUGGAUGCAGACUGGGAGGAGGGUGUGCAGGGAAGGUAGGGAAGAGAAGGUAGGGGGAGCUGGCAGCGAGAAAGCAAGCAGAGGCGGACUGUGAGUUCUGUGCAGGAUGGUGUUUGUGAAAUUCUGACUGUCUCUCCAGUGACUGGCAUGUGCCUGGCACAAGUCUGUCACUCAGUAAUAGUUGAAUAAAUGAGCUGAGGGCUCAAGGGACCAGAGGUCUCAGAUAAAAGGCAGGUGAGGUGGGGGUGAUGGAGAGCACCUGGAGGUUGUGGAGGAUAGUGUGGCUGGGGUUUAGGAAAGGGGCAUUCCAGAGCAGAUGAUAGGGCUGGAGUGUUGGAGGGGGUGGCUGAAGGGAGCAGAGAGGCCAGGGUUGGGUGGACAAUCCAUGGGAAUGCAUAGAUUAACAGUGGGUGCAUGAUACCCAGUAUUCAAAGGGAUAUGGGAAUAGUAUUUCUCACACUGAAGUCCUUAGACUUUUUGCAUCUGAAUCUAUGGAGGGAUUGGUGGUUUUUUCACACAUGCAGACCCCUGGGCUUGGGGAGAAAGUAAGCACAGUGUAGCAGAACUGAGCCUCAAAGAGCAGGAGUGUUUGUGGGGUGGGGGAGUGUCUAGCCACUCCAGGGUCAGGGAACAGGGUGCCCAGUGGACAUGGUGGCCUUUCUCCAUACUGGAGGUAGACAAGGGAUUUUCAAAGAAGAACUAUUGAGGGCAGGAAAGAGUCAGCAUUAAGAGAAUUCAGGGCUGAAGAGCUCCAAGUGAGCUGGGGGCCAGAAGGAUGAGACCUCAGCCCUAGGAUGCAGCUUCUGCUAGAGAGGAUGCCCUGGUUAGACAGUAGAUCAUGAUCCUUUUCCCUUGGCCUGGGGAAAGGGGGAACCCAGACUGAGCUCCCCCUUAGUGUGUAUAAGGGUGAGUGUGGUAUAGGGGGCUGUUGGAUUUUCUGCACCCAGUUCCUUCUUGGCAUCCCUCUUAGGACUGAAACAGCUUUCCAGAACUUUAAUGCCCAGCGCCCCAUUCUCUGCCCUCCAUUGGCAUAGUAUAUCACUCAAACCCUGCAACUCCUCCCUCCACCUUUUGACACUUAGAAUCCCAAUUCUCAGUCCUCUGUUCAGCCUUCUUUCAGCAGCCCCCCACAACCACUCUUAGAGCUCUCUACUCUCUCUGUGACCCAUAGCCCCCUCAUUCUAUGCCUCCAUAUUCGUCCCAGUGCCCAAUUCCCGUCAUACGAGCUCCUAAUCCUCAGCUCCCUAACUGAGGCCAGGCAGGCCGAGGUCUGGUGCCCCCCUAGUCCUUGGACGGGUACCGCCCCAUCCCGGCGGGCUGAGUCAGGCGGCAGGAACUGGGCGGGGGGGAGGCGCCGAGAGGAGCCGAAGCCCAGGCCAGAGCGGCUUGGGAGCGAGCACGGAGCCCUGCCAGGCGCACAAUAAGGGGUCCUGGGCCACUGGGAACGCAGGGGGGCGAGCGCGGGUCGGUGGCCUUCGGGAACCUACCAUGAACGCCAAGAAGAAAGGGAGCCCCGCGCGGACUCAUUCCAUGAUGUCCCUGUCGGUGCGGCCGCAGCGCCGCCUGCUCAGCGCCCGGGUCAGUAGAAGCCAGUCCUUCGCAGGCGUCCUCAGCAGCCACGAGCGUGGGCCCAGGAGCUUCCCGGUCUUCAGUCCGCCAGGGCCCCCACGGAAGCCCCUAGUGCUCUCUCGAGUAUCCAGGAUGUUUUCUGUGGCACAUCCAGCCCCCAAGGUGCCACAGCCAGAGCGGCUGGACCUUGUCUACGCUGCCCUUAAGCGGGGCCUGACGGCCUACUUGGAAGUGCACCAGCAGGAGCAGGAGAAGCUCCAAGGGCAGAUAAAGGAGUCCAAGAGAAAUUCCCGCCUGGGCUUCCUGUAUGACUUGGACAAGCAAGUCAAGUCCAUUGAACGUUUCCUGCGACGACUGGAGUUCCAUGCCAGCAAGAUAGAUGAGCUGUAUGAGGCAUACUGUGUCCAGAGGCGUCUCCGGGAUGGUGCCUACAACAUGGUCCGUGCCUAUAGCACUGGGUCCCCAGGGAGCCGAGAGGCCCGGGACAGCCUGGCUGAGGCCACUCGGGGACAUCGAGAGUACACAGAGAGCAUGUGUCUGCUGGAGAGUGAGUUAGAGGCACAGCUGGGCGAGUUUCAUCUCCGGAUGAAAGGACUGGCUGGUUUCGCCAGACUGUGUGUGGGUGAUCAGUAUGAGAUCUGUAUGAAAUAUGGCCGUCAGCGCUGGAAACUACGAGGCCGCAUUGAGGGUAGUGGAAAGCAGGUGUGGGACAGUGAAGAAACGGUCUUUCUUCCUCUGCUCACCGAAUUCCUGUCCAUCAAGGUGACAGAACUGAAGGGCCUGGCCAACCAUGUUGUUGUGGGUAGUGUCUCCUGUGAGACAAAGGACCUGUUUGCUGCCCUGCCCCAGGUUGUGGCUGUGGACAUCAAUGACCUUGGCACCAUCAAGCUCAGCCUGGAAGUCAUAUGGAGCCCCUUUGACAAGGAUGACCAGCCCUCUACUGCCUCUACUGUCAACAAAGCUUCCACUGUCACCAAGCGCUUUUCCACCUAUAGCCAGAGCCCACCAGACACGCCAUCGCUUCGCGAGCAGGCUUUCUAUAACAUGCUACGGCGGCAGGAGGAGCUAGAGAAUGGGACAGCAUGGUCCCUCUCAUCUGAAUCUUCAGAUGACUCAUCCAGCCCACAGCUCUCAGGCACUGCCCGCCACUCAUCAGCCCCUAGGCCCCUGGUGCAGCAGCCUGAGCCCACACUCAUCCAAGUUGCCUUCCGCAGGCCUGAGACCCCCAGCUCUGGGCCCAUGGAUGAAGAGGGGGCCAUGGCCCCAACCUUGGCCAAUGGGCAUGCCCCCUACAGUCGGACUCUGAGUCACAUCAGUGAGGCCAGUGUGGAUGCUGCCUUGGCUGAGGCUUCAUUAGAUAUGGGAUCAGAAAUCCCUGUCCCAGAACUUAGCCCACCAAUACAUUCAGAUCCCACCCAUGGGGAGCACCCCAGUAGUGUUCUUCCUGUUCUAGACACUGGCUAUUCUGCCACAAACACCACACUCAGUACAACUAGUCCUGCCCCCACAUCUAUAGACCCUGCCCCAUCUGCACAGCUAGACCCAGCUCAUAAGACCACAGAAUCUAGCCCUUUUGGCCUGCCAAGUCCCACCCAUAUCACUACAAGCACCACCUGUAGUGCCAUGAGAUCUAUCGAUACUGCACCAAGCCUCACUUCCACUGCUACAAGUUCUACACACAAGCCCAUGCUCUCUAACAUUACAACUACAGGCCCUAACCCCAAUAAUACAGACCCAGCUCAGACCACCACAAGUCCCACCCACACAACUCCAAGUCCCACCCACACAACUCCAAGUCCCACCCAUACCACCCCAAACUCCACCCACACUACUCCAAGCCCCACUCACACUACAACAAGCCCCACCCACAAAGCAAGGAUGUCAACUCACACUAUUAGAAGUCCUACCCCCGGUGAUAUGGGCCCAGCCCAGACCACCACAAGUUCCACCCUUAUAACUGUAAGCCCUUCCCCUUCUCCAGACCUAGUCCCUAGCCCCUCUUCAGACUCCACCAUUCCACUGUCUUGUAACCACUCAGCUUCUGCUCCCUGUACUCAGGUAGACCCUGUAAGAUCCAGCACUUUCUACCAGAGUACUUCCUGUUCUGGUUGGAAACCCCUCACAAACCCUGAGCCAGAUCCUACAGAGCCCAUCUUUAAGAGCCUAAGCCCCCCUCCCUCACCCCUAGUCCCUGCACCCCAGCACUCAGAACUUAGCCUGGGCACUACCUCUCAAGCCCUAGUGUCAGGAACAACUGCAGGGGCUGGGGACAAGAGGCUGGAGGAGGCCCUUGGGGCCCUAAUGUCUGCUCUGGAUGACUAUCGUGGCCAGUUUCCUGAGCUUCAGGGCCUAGAGCAAGAGCUGACCCGGCUGGAGAGUCUGCUCAUGCAGAGACAAGGCAUGACUCGCAGCCGGGCUUCCAGUCUCAGCAUCACUGUAGAGCAUGCCCUGGAGAGCUUUAGCUUCCUCAACGAAGAUGAGGAUGAAGACAAUGAUGGGCCUGGGGACAGGCCCCCGAGCAAUCCGGAGGCUGGGGCUGAGGACAGCCUAGACUCACCCAGUGCCUGCCCUCUCAGCACAGGGUGUCCAGCUCUGGACGCUACCUUGGUCCAGCACCUGUACCACUGCAGUCGCCUCCUGCUGAAACUUGGCACAUUUGGGCCCUUGCGCUGCCAGGAGGCGUGGGCCCUGGAGCGGCUACUGCGGGAAGCUCGAGUGCUCGAGGCAGUGUGCGAGCUCAGCAGGCUAUGGGAGAUCCCUGCCACCUCUGCCCAGGAAGUGGUGCAGUUCUCAGCCUCUCGUCCGGGCUUUCUGACUUUCUGGGACCACUGCACAGAGGGACUCAGCCCUUUCAUCUGCCCCAUUGAACGAGUGCUCCUCACCUUCUGCAGCCAGUAUGGUGCCCGUCUCUCUCUGCGUCAGCCAGGCUUAGCUGAGGCUGUUUGUGUGAAGUUCCUGGAAGAUGCCCUGGGGCAGAAGCUGCCUAGGAGGCCCCAGCCAGGCCCUGGGGAACAGCUCACCAUCUUCCAGUUUUGGUGUUACGUUGAAGCCUUGGAUAGCCCCUCAAUGGAGACCUAUGUGACCGAGACAGCAGAGGAGGUGUUACUAGUGCGGAAUCUGAACUCUGAUGACCAGGCUGUUGUGCUGAAGGCCCUGAGGUUGGCACCUGAGGGGCGGCUGCAAAGGGAUGGGCUUCGGGCCCUCAGUUCCCUGCUCGUCCAUGGCAACAACAAGGUCAUGGCUGCUGUAAGCACCCAACUCCGGAGCCUUUCACUGGGCCCUGUCUUCCGAGAGAGGGCCCUCCUGUGCUUCCUUGACCAGCUUGAGGAUGAAGAUGUGCAGACUCGAGUGGCUGGAUGCCUGGCCCUGGGCUGCAUUAAGGCUCCUGAGGGCAUUGAGCCCCUGGUUUACCUGUGCCAAACAGACACAGAAGCUGUGAGGGAAGCUGCCAGACAGAGCCUGCAGCAGUGUGGGGAAGAAGGACAGUCUGCUCAUCGACGGCUGGAGGAGUCACUAGACGCCCUGCCCCGUAUCUUUGGGCCCAGCAGCAUGGCCAGCACAGCAUUCUGAACUUUUACUCACCAGCUCCCAGUGCCCCUUUCCCCCAUUUUCAGGGCUAACCAGGCACUGGCAGGGAGGGUGAGGGCUGGCUCCAGACACCUCUCCCCACAGAAUCCUAUCCAUGAAAAUCUAAUAUAUUCUUCUGUUGUCCCUGGGGUUGGUAGAGUCAGUGCCUGCAGUUAAGUGCCUCCCAGCCUCAGCUCAGCACAUCCCUCACCAAAUAGUGUCCAGGGCCUGGCCACCUUGCCUCUGCCUCACCACAACCCUUGGUUUUAUAUUUUAUUUACAAAGUUUUACAGAAAAUUAAAAAAAGCAAAAUGCUUUCCUA